AUGCGCCGACGCGUUUUACUGGAAUUCGUAAUCGUUGAGGUUUUGGAACGCGUGUUGGCCUAUACAAUGACUUGCGGGGCCAACCGCUUAAGUGUUAUGUUACUAUUAUUAUUAUUAUUAUUAUUAUUAUUAUUAUUAUUAUUAUUAUUAUUAUUAUUAUUAUUAUUAUUAUUAUUAUUAUUAUUAUUAUUAUUAUUAUUAUUAUUACUAUUAUUAUUACUAUUAUUAUUAUUUAUGUACUCAGCUUAG
Necator americanus (New World hookworm) is the source of this 249-nucleotide messenger RNA. RefSeq lists its product as uncharacterized. Lineage: Eukaryota; Metazoa; Nematoda; Chromadorea; Rhabditida; Ancylostomatidae. The transcript is spliced from 2 exons. The record is from RefSeq and is a predicted model, not a curated record. Bases 1 to 249 code for a protein of 82 amino acids.